AUGGAUCAAGAGUACAGGGAGCAGGGUACACUUUGCCACCACCUCAGGGGCGAGGGAGUACCGAUCAUCAAGGAGGCUUGCAAGCCUUGCAACUUGAGAGAGAGAGACCUAAUUGAGGAAGCCAGUCAGGCCCGCUCUGCACAGACAGCAGUGGAGGACAAUGAGAAGAUCUUCACUGAGCUAAUCCGCUCCAUUGAGAAACGUCGCUCUGAAGUAAAGCAACUAAUCCGAGAUCAGGAAAGAGCAUCAGUAAAUCAAGCCGAAGAACGACUGGCACGAUUGGAGCUGGAGCUUGAUGAUCUGAGGUGGAGAGAUGCUGAGCUGAAGCAGCUUUCACACACAGAUGAUCAUAUUCAUUUCCUCCAGAGUUGUCCGUCUGUCUCUCUCACUGGAUCUACAGACAGCCUCACGGUCAGUGCUCAUCCCUCUUUUGAUGAUGUAGUAAAAUCUGUCUCUCAACUCAGAGACAAACUGCAGCAGUUCUGCACAGAUGAGAUAGAAAAGAUAUCUAAAAGAGUGAAAAUCGUCCAGGUCAUUGUCCCUCGUGAAUAUGCGACCAGGAAGGAGUUCCUACAAUAUAAUCAUGUGUUGACUCUGGAUCUGAACUCAGUAAACAAGCGUAUCCGUCUGUCUGAGGGAAACACAGUGAUGAGUUUCAUUGACACAUGUCUGCCGUAUCCUAAUCACCCAGACAGAUUUGAUUGGUGCAUGGCAUUGUGUAGAGAGAGUGUGACGGAACGCUGUUACUGGGAGGUGGAGUGGGCUGGUAAUGGAUCAUUAGGAGUAGAUAUAGGAGUGACAUAUAAGAGCAUCAGCAGGAAGGGAGAUGGUCCCGAAAGUGCAGUCGGACGUAAUGAUCAGUCCUGGAGUUUGUACUGCUCUCCUGACUAUUGCUCAUUUUGGCACAAAAACAUUGAGACCGUCCUUCCUGUAACCCGUGUGUCCAGUAGAGUAGGAGUGUAUGUUGAUCACAGCGCAGGAACUCUGUCCUUCUACAGCGUCUCAGACACAAUGAGCCUCAUCCACAGAGUCCAGACUACAUUCACUCAGCCGCUCUAUGCUGUGUUUGGACUGGAUAGGCAGACAGCGGUGAAACUGUCUAACCAAUUAAGUAAUUCAGACAUUCUACAGAUUGCUUUGUUAUAUCACAGGAUGAUGAUGUCAUGAGGCUUAUUUUCAAAUCAAAGAUAUCACUACUGAAAAAUGUAUAAACUCAACUAAAUAUUUU
Molecule: messenger RNA, 1228 nt
Organism: Sinocyclocheilus rhinocerous
Lineage: Eukaryota; Metazoa; Chordata; Actinopteri; Cypriniformes; Cyprinidae
Product: tripartite motif-containing protein 16-like protein
Exons: 5
Coding region: 1-1167 (388 amino acids)
Molecular function (GO): protein binding
Source: RefSeq, a predicted model, not a curated record